UACGCCAACUUUGCCUUCUAGGAAAACUUUGCCCAAAACAACGUUUUUAAAGAAUAUUACUAUUUAAAAAAAAAGUAACAAAAUAUCGGCAACAUUUAUCAUAUUUGUAGAAAAUAGACUUUAGAUGUGGCAACACAGAAUAGUGUGUGCGCUCCUAUCUUCACUCAGUCACCUGUCAGCAUUUGUACAGAACGGAGUGUAUUUUUGUGGGCCAAUUAUAGCAAAAGUUUGAGAGUGAAUUAUUUAUCAUGGUGAAAUCACAGAAAAACAAACAUAAGUCACGUAUACGACAAAGAAAGCCAAGACGUAAACUUGGAUCUAGAUUAUACAAAAAUUACUCUAACGAAAUGUUAAUGCUCGCUUGUGAAGCCGUUCAGUCGGGUCAAGUAUCUUCUCGAGACGCUGAAAAGCAAUUUGGUAUCCCAAGGCGAACCAUACUCAACAAACUGAAAAAUCUACAUACAAAGUCAGUUGGACAUCCAACAAAAUUGACAUCAGAGGAGGAGGUCAAAAUUGUAAAAGUUUUACAAGCGGCCAGCAAUUUCGGCUCGCCACUUACGAAACUCGAUUUAAAACUAUUGGUCCGUAAUUACUUGGAAAAGAACUCAAAGGAUCAUAUUUUCAAAAACAAGAUUCCAGGUGAUGCAUGGGUCCAGAGCUUUUUGGCAAGGCAUGCUGAUGAAUUGACUUUGAGAGCUACUCAAAAUAUUUCAAAAGCAAGAGCUGAAAAAGGAGCUCAAGAAAUAAUUGAUUACUUUAAUAAUUUAAGUGUGACACUGAAAGAUAUACCAGCUCAAAAUAUAAUAAAUUUCGACGAAACUAAUCUAUCCGAUGACCCUGGCUCUUCCGUUGGCAUUUUCCGAAGAGGGGUAAAAUAUCCGGAAAGAAUAGUAAAUUCUACCAAAGGAAACAUAUCUCUUAUGUUUACGGCCACUGCAAGCGGGCGGUGCCUUCCUUUAUAUGUUGUUUAUAAAGCAACUAAUUUGUAUUCAGAAUGGAUUAAUGGAGGACCACCAGGGACCCGAUAUAACUGUACCAAGUCAGGGUGGUUUGACAGCGUAAUGUUUGAGAAUUAUUUUGAAACUAUUAUUCUACCAUGGGCAACUGAAACUGCCGGGACAAAGGUUGUCAUAUGCGAUAAUUUAUCCAGCCACUUAAGUAUUAAGGUAGUUGAGUUAUGUGAACAGCAUGACAUCAAGUUCGUUUUUAUCCCCCCAAGAUCAACACAUCUCACCCAACCCCUUGAUGUCGCAUUUUUUGGGCCUUUGAAAAAAUGCUGGCGUAAAGUUUUAUAUCAAUACAAGCUCAAAAAUCCAACUCAAACCACACUUAACAAGAAACAUUUCCCGAAAUUGCUUUCUGAAUUAAUAGAAUCGAUUCGCAUGUCGGAAAAAUCAAACAUUAUUAGUGGCUUUAGGGCAUCGGGAAUAUAUCCACUAAAUCCACAAGAAGUCCUUAAGAAGAUCCCACAAAUGGAAAUCCAGUCGUCUUCGUAUGGAAUUGAUCAAGUUCUGGUAGAUUAUUUAAAAGAAACUAGAUCUCCAAAGCCUUUUCAAGUACAAAGGAGUAAAAAAGUUAAUUGCGAGCCGGGAAAAUCAGUGACCGCUUCCGAUUUAAAUGUUGAUUCUAGGUAUAAGAAAAUAAAAAAUAAAUCAGCUAAGAUGGCAAAUGAAAAAAAAAGAAAUGAUGAAUCUUUUUACUUGGACGAACAAACUGGUCUUUUCAUAUCAGAAUCUACUCUUUUUUCAAAUAAUGAUACCAAUUAUGAUCAAGACUACAACUUGGAAGAGGCUUUCGGUAUCCCUCUAUAUCAGCAUAAUUCUAUACCUGAAAGUUUAAGCAAACAAUGUAUCACAAUUAUUAAUUUCUACAUGAGUCAAUCAUUCCGUAUUAAAACUAAAACAUUUGCACCCACUAAUGACUUACAUUUUAAAUCUCCCAUAGGUAGUUUCACAAACACAAUGAUUGUACGAAAAGACAAUGACAGUUCCGUUCAAAAUACUGAUCCAGCCAAGAAAAAUAAAAUAAUCAUACUUUCCGAUGUCCUACUUAAACCAGGAUCAGCAUCAGCGACUAAUGUUUGUUAUUUAAAUGAAGCUUCUGGUAAGACUGAAAAUAUACCGUUUACAUCUAUGAACAAAAAUGAUUUACCAGAAUGCCUGCAAGUGAAAAAAAAGAAACAAGUGAAGAAAAUGAAGACAAUAAAUAAAGAAAAAGAGAAAAAUAUAAAGAGAGGAGUCAGAAAUAAGAUAAAAGGAAAAAUUACAGCUCAAAAAAAUAGUAGAACAAAAAAAAGGAAUAAAAGAUUUGAUAGUGAUUCCAGCUCAAUAUCUACGGGUAAUGAAGUUAUAACAGCUGACACAGAUGAUUCUGAUUACGAAACAAUAAAUGAUUAUUACAUAGCGGAAUGCUUGCGGGAACAAGAAGAAAAGGAAAAUAUUGAUGAUUCAAAUACCAUCCCUUUUGGAUUACAUGAUAUUGAAUAUUUUUCUGAAAAUCAAGAAAGAAUUAAAAAAUACGACUGGGUUAUAGUUCGAUUUGCAACAAAAAAAAGUUUAAAACACUAUGUAGGUCAGGUAUUGUCCACUAAUGGUAUAAAUCCUACAGUAAAAUUUUUAAGAAAAGUUAAAGAAUCAAAGUCCAUCUCAGGAACGACCUUUACUUACCCAAUAGUGGAUGAUAUUAGCACCAUACAACAUACUGAAGAUAUUAUAGCGGUUUUAUCCGAACCAAAGAUAACUCGACGUGGUCAAAUUGUAUUUAAUGUCGAUUUCAGUAGUUUUAACAUACAAUAGUAGUUCACUCGUUAAACCGUUAUAGUUAAGCCUUAUAUAACUUACGUAUGUUCAAUUCAGUAACUGUGAUUUGAUUAAGACUGCUACAUUUUCCAAAGAAUAAUUAUAUAACUUUAAGAAACACUCUCCUAUAUUUUAUUAUAAUGUUAAAAUAGUUCUAACCGAGCCAAAGUCAUGACUAAAUUUAAUUCAAACUAAAUAGUAUUUAGAUUUUUAAAAUUAUUUUGAAUAAAAAUGUUUUGUUGAACGUUGUUACUGAUUCGAGUUGAGUUGUUAUAAGAUAAUCAGAUUUUAGACCAGUUAUAUUACUGUUUGAUCUCAAUCAUGUUACUUCGAAUUUUUCUAAUUUUGCUUAUUUAACAAUUAAGCAUACUUUCUUUUUUUUCCACAAGAUAUUUUAAGUUUUGUUUUUUGAUAAACAGACAUUCGUACUUAAUUAUCUCUAGGGAUACGUACCUACUUGUUUUUUUUUUGUUAAUUAAUAUAAGCUUUGAUUAUAGGACAACCUUCACUGAUCUGAACUGACCUAUUGAUGUUUUUAAUUAUUAAAUUUAACAUACCUACUAUGUACUAAAUAUAUGUGUUGCAAGUAGGUUGUCUUAAAAUGUAUGUAGUUUUUUUUUUACAUUUUACCAUUUCUGAUAACAGACAAAUGACGAUCAAAAGUAUGAAGCCUACAGAAUAUGUAAACGUUCAAAGGCUUUAUUUAUACUUUUGAUCGGAGUGUCAUUUGUCUAUUAGCUAAAACGCGUAAAAUGUAAAAAAAAUAAAUAUAAUGUUUAGGCAAUCCACUUGCAUUGUACCUAUAUUUAGUAUUGGAUUUAAAUUAAUAUUAAAAAGUCACCCAUUAACCAGUUCAGUGACGGGUCUCUUUUACUCUGAUCUCUAACUCGUUAAUUUUCUCGUUGAUCUCAAUUAUGUUAAGUAUAAUUAUUUUCUAUUUUUUGCUAGUUGCUAGUGUAACUAAUAAGUAUCUUUUUUAAAAUCUCCUUAUAUUUUGUUAAAUGAUAAACAUUUCAUUGGUCACAGCUUUUAAAAGUUUAAUUAUGUCAAGUUGUAGUGGUGUCUCACUAUUAACAUGUUUUUAAUUGUUCUGAAGACUAAUAAACAGUUUAGUUCCUUAAAAAGUGUAUUUUCUUACUAACCUAUCAAAAGAUUUAGUGCUAAUCAUUAUUAAAAAAAGGAUUGUACCGAAAGUUGACAACCCUAGCUCUUUUAAAUUGCUUCAUGACGUUUGUAUGAAGGAAAGAAAAAAAUACUGAGUAACAUUGCCCACUCAUUUUAAAACAAGUAUAUGUAUGAUAUCGUUUUACUUUUUGGAUUAGUGGCCUUUAUUGCCAAUAUACUUUAUUUGGUUCUUAUGUUAUUCUCUUAAGGUCUAUAUUUUCGCUAAAAAUAAGGGUGGGCAAUGUUGGCUAAAACCCCAGAUAACAUUAUCCAUCGCCGAAAUCGGAAAUAUGUUAGAAAAUACUUACCUGCUGUGUUAUUUUGUUACGCUAAUGCAUGAACAUGAUCUCAGUGUUGCCACAGAUACAACAAUAUAUCUGGGGUACCAUACAAAAAAAUGGCAAAAAUCUAUUUUUUCUUCAAAAACUGGGCAAUGUUGGCGUAUUUCACGG
Molecule: messenger RNA, 4414 nt
Organism: Amyelois transitella
Lineage: Eukaryota; Metazoa; Arthropoda; Insecta; Lepidoptera; Pyralidae
Exons: 2
Coding region: 249-2795 (848 amino acids)
Cellular component (GO): nucleus
Molecular function (GO): DNA binding
Source: RefSeq, a predicted model, not a curated record